This is a messenger RNA of Terrapene triunguis (Three-toed box turtle), 2859 nucleotides long. RefSeq names its product septin 4 (gene SEPTIN4). Gene Ontology annotation, molecular function: nucleic acid binding; GTPase activity; GTP binding. Gene Ontology annotation, biological process: cytoskeleton-dependent cytokinesis; regulation of exocytosis. Gene Ontology annotation, cellular component: synaptic vesicle; cell division site; septin complex. The coding region runs from base 1 to 2790 and encodes 929 amino acids. The transcript has 20 exons. NCBI's taxonomy places the organism in Eukaryota, Metazoa, Chordata, Testudines, Emydidae. The record is from RefSeq and is a predicted model, not a curated record.
AUGGAUUCCACAAUGAGUGACAAUCACAUUAGGGAUUUACCUCCUAGGGCCUUAGCCAAGUUUGGACCUGAAUCAACAUGGUGGUCCUUACUCCAGCCAGACAGCCAGGCUCCCGCGUGGCCAGGGUCGUCAGUAUGGGGGGAUCGGAGAUGGAUGGGAUUGGAGCUGAGUCCGAGAGGGCUGGAGGACAGUGAGAAGGAACAAGAGGACUCUGAGAGACAGCAAGAGCCCAAGAAAGAGCUGCAGGAGAAGCAGCAGCAGCAUGAACUGGGGAUCCAGUGUCCCAGGCAGCAGCUGCUGCAGAACUUUUACUGGCCCAGAGUCUGUGAUGCAGUUCAGCAGAACUGCAGGUCCUGCGACCCGGGCCAGAGGGUGGGGAGGGCCUGGGAUAAGAGUGAAGCUCCCUUGAGACCCCUGACCAUCAUAGAGGAGCCUUUCCAGAAGGUGGCUAUGGACAUAGUGGGGUCCCUCAGCAAGGCGACCCGGUUGGGGAAGAAAUACAUCCUGGUGGUGAUGGAUUUCGCCACCCGGUACCCAGAGGCGGUGGCUCUGUCCUCCACCGAGUCCAACGGGCUGGUGGAGAGAUUUUAUGGGACCCUGAGGAUGAUGCUGAGGACUUUGAUGGAUCAGCAUCCGCAGGACUGGGACAAGUACCUGCCCCACUUGCGGUACAGGGAAGUGCCCCAGGAACCCCCAGGGGUCUUCCCUUUCGAGCUGCUGUAUGGGAGGAGAGUGAGGGGACCCCUGGACCUGGGUGACAGGCAGGUGCCUGUGGGCCCAGAUGCCAGGUUGAAAUCUGCCUUCACCACCCCUUUGGGGCUCUUUGAGUUCCUGGUCGUGCCUUUCGAUCUCAAGGGGGCGUCGGCCACCUCCCAGCGCCGGGUGGGUCUGUUACUGAAGGGGAUGGAGAACUUGGCCCUGGCGUACAUUGAUGAUAUCUGUGUCUUUAGCCAGACUUGGGAGGAACACGUGUCCCAGGUGAAGAGGGUGCUGGGCUGCCUCAAGGAGGCAGGACUGAUGGUAAAUGCCAAAAAGUGCAAGGUGGAAAUGAUCAGAGAUUGGCCCGUUCCCCAGACCAAGAAACAAGUCCAGGCCUUUAUCGGGAUGACGGGGUGCUACCGGAGGUUUGUACCUCACGUUAGCCCCCUAGCUGCCCCAUCCCUGAGCUAUGUGAGAGGGCAUCAAAUGAAAGGGGCUGAUGCCGAGCUGCGGGUGACAGAGACACCUGGUCAGAGGAUGGCCAAGGUCAAGAUGGGGGCUCCUAACCAAAAGAGCCCGAAUCACAGCCCUCCAAACUGGAGCACUGGGAAAAGACCCAAUCUCAGUUUAAACCCCAGGGAUCUCACCGAUGAAAUGUACACUGACAUCCUGUGGUGGCUGAGAGACGAAGAGAUAAAGCGCUUCCUGAAAGGAGACUCGGAGGAGGCAGAGCUGGCCCAGUUCCUGAAGGAGUUCCCUUCAGGCGAGAGCUUUAGGAAAGUGGAGCUGGAGGAGGGCAAGAGGGCCCAUGGCCAGGGGCCCGUAGAUCCCGGCGUGUUCUCCAGCGUAGCCCAGCCCAUUGCCGAUGAGCUGCUGGACGAGAAGGAACUGAGGCCCUUCUCCCGGCCUCGGCCCCUGGACUUUCAGCAGCACAUCGCAGCUCCGGCACCACUGAGCCCCUCGCGGCCGAGGAGCCCAUGGGGCAAGCUUGAUCCAUACGACUCUUCUGAGGAUGAUAAGGAGUACGUGGGGUUUGCGACGCUCCCCAAUCAGGUCCAUCGGAAAUCGGUGAAGAAGGGGUUUGACUUCACGCUGAUGGUGGCAGGAGAGUCUGGCCUGGGGAAAUCCACCCUGGUGAACAGCCUCUUCCUCACUGACAUGUACAGGGAUCGCAAACUCCUCAGUGCAGAAGAGCGCAUUACUCAGACGGUGGAGAUCACCAAACACGUGGUGGACAUUGAGGAGAAGGGGAUCAAACUGCGCCUGACCAUCGUGGACACCCCAGGAUUCGGCGACGCCGUGAACAACACGGAAUGCUGGAAACCUGUGGCUGAUUACAUAGAUCAGCAAUUUGAGCAAUAUUUCCGGGAUGAGAGCGGCCUGAACCGGAAGAACAUCCAGGACAACCGCGUGCACUGCUGCCUCUAUUUCAUCUCACCCUUUGGACAUGGCCUUCGUCCCCUGGAUGUGGAAUUCAUGAGAGCUCUCCAUCAGCGGGUGAACAUUGUGCCCAUCCUGGCAAAAGCUGACACCCUGACGCCCUCAGAGGUGGAGCGCAAGAAAAGCAAGAUUCGAGAAGAAAUCGAACAUUACGGGAUCCGGAUCUACCAGUUCCCUGAGUGUGACUCUGAUGAAGAUGAGGAUUUCAAGCUGCAGGACCAGGCAUUGAAGGAGAGCAUCCCUUUCGCUGUGAUCGGCAGCAACACGGUUGUGGAGGCCAAAGGAAGGCGAGUCCGUGGGCGACUGUAUCCCUGGGGCAUCGUGGAAGUGGAGAACCCUGCGCACUGUGACUUUGUGAAGCUGCGCACCAUGCUGGUGAAAACCCACAUGCAGGACCUCAAGGACGUGACACGAGAGACCCACUACGAGAACUACCGGGCACAGUGCAUCCAGAGCAUGACCCGCAUGGUGGUGAAGGAGAGGAACCGCAACAAACUGACGCGGGAAAGCGGGACAGAUUUCCCCAUCCCAGCUAUCCCAGCAGUGCCGGACUCUGAGACGGAGAAACUCAUUCGGGAGAAGGACGAAGAGUUGCGGAGGAUGCAGGAGAUGCUGCAGAAGAUCCAGAGGCAGAUGAAGGACUCCCACUAGCCACCACAUUCCCCUCCAGCUCCCACCCCACUCAAACCAGAAAUGUUUACAUCAAACCCCAGCCAUCAA